Dendroctonus ponderosae (mountain pine beetle) is the source of this 690-nucleotide messenger RNA. RefSeq lists its product as uncharacterized. The record is from RefSeq and is a predicted model, not a curated record. Lineage: Eukaryota; Metazoa; Arthropoda; Insecta; Coleoptera; Curculionidae. Bases 112 to 594 code for a protein of 160 amino acids. The transcript is spliced from 2 exons.
GGGAUUAGAUCUGGACACCUGGCAGGCCAUUUAGUUGGAAGUUUGUUGCUUCUCCAGACAACCGAACGUUCUUACUUCGUUUGCUUCCAUUUGUCACAUCGCAAGAUCAAUAUGGGCUCGAAAAGGGGAAUUAUUUACUUGGCAACCAGCCUACAAACACUGUGCAAGAAAGCUGAGAAAAUCAGUGAAAAGUGCUGGAAAGUCGCAAAAAUUACUAUGAUUUCUACUAGAGAGAAUCUACUGUGCCGCCCCUGGCAGCAACGAAAGUACGAGUACCACAAAAAAAAGGUGCUUUCGGCUACGCCAGUGAUCGACACGAAAUCGCCGCCUCAUCGUCCUCAUGUGGCCCUCAAACUCAAAAAACUCCAAAAAGAGGAGGAGAGAUCCCGGAAGAUUGAACGCGACAACUUGAUGCUGCUGCAGAAGCUAAAUUAUAUCAUGGCGAAACAUUGGCAGGACAAUUACCUGCCGCCUCAGCCGACUUUUCUCAGCAGGAUUGGCGUGUAUCGCAGUUCCGAAUCGGGGCUUUUAGAGGCUCUGGCCGACGGCCAAGACUCGAAAAUCCAGGUCUGUUUGAUUUUGCAAAAAACUUGAGUUUUUUCUUGCCUCAGAGUCGUUUUUUCUGUCUAAAAUAGAAGAACGUUUCUUCUAUGUAACGAGCCCAGAGGGGACUCAAGGGCGGAUCCAGGG